This is a messenger RNA of Macadamia integrifolia, 2806 nucleotides long. Its product is annotated as two pore calcium channel protein 1A. Gene Ontology annotation, biological process: calcium ion transport; transmembrane transport. Gene Ontology annotation, molecular function: voltage-gated calcium channel activity; calcium ion binding. NCBI's taxonomy places the organism in Eukaryota, Viridiplantae, Streptophyta, Magnoliopsida, Proteales, Proteaceae. Gene Ontology annotation, cellular component: plant-type vacuole; vacuolar membrane. The record is from RefSeq and is a predicted model, not a curated record. The transcript is spliced from 25 exons. Bases 191 to 2545 code for a protein of 784 amino acids.
CAGAUUCAUGUGAUUCGUUCCCACUCGGCUUUUUCGACGGAUCAAUCCUGUUGAUCUCAACCGACAUACUCUGUGGACCAUUCUGUAAUUCUUUCCAAACCUCAUUCAUCUCUCUCUGCUGAUAACAUUUACUUAAUCUACUGUCCGAUAGAAGACGAUUUAUCGGGAAAUUGCAGGAGAGGCAAGGAAGAUGGAGUCGCCAUUGCUGGGAGGAGAGAGUAGUGGUAAUCAACAACGUGGAAAGAGGACAAAGGCGUACCACAGAAGAUCAGAUGCCAUCACUUAUGGGACGCCUUAUCAGAAAGCUGCUGCACUUAUAGAUCUGGCAGAAGAUGGUAUUGGUAUACCUGAGGAAGUUCUUGAUGAAUCAAGAUUUGAACGUGCAGCAAAGUUCUACUUCAUCUUUAUUCAAUUUGAUUUCCUCUGGUCUCUUAAUCUUUUUGCCCUGAUAGUGCUGAAUUUCUUAGAGAAACCUUUAUGGUGUGCCAAGUAUGGUCCAAAUUCUUGCAAUAACAGAGAAUACUUCUUCCUUGGGCAGUUGCCGUACUUAACUGGUGCUGAGUCUCUUUCUUAUGAGGUCAUAACUCUCCUCAUACUAGUCAUGCAUACCUUAUUUCCAAUUUCUUAUGAGGGAGUAUCUCUUUAUUGGAGGAACCCUUUGAACAAAUUGAAGGGUCUGAGCGGGGAGAAUGUAUGCAGCCUUACCUCCUCAUUUGAGCCUGAAAUUUAUCUGCUGGUGAUGUCCUCUAUCAAAUGGGUCUACCCAUGUACCUCGUGGCAGGUCGUGAAUGCUUAUCAGUCACUGGGCUUAUUAAAUGUUACUUUUCUGUUAGUUUUGGUGGCUGAUUUAUUUGUUUAUGCUCUCUACAUAUCUCCAGUACCCUUAGAUUCUCUACCAUUGAGGGUUGCUCCAUAUAUUCGUGUCCUAUUUUUUGUUUUGAAUAUUAGGGAAUUACGAGCAUGCAUCGUCACGUUGGCUGGCAUGAUGGACAAGUACCUCAAUGUCCUGGCUCUUGGACUUUUGUUUCUUUUAUUCUCCAGUUGGUUAGCAUAUAUCAUAUUUGAAGAUACUCAGCAGGGAAAGACAGUAUUUUAUUCCUAUGAUGCCACCCUAUAUCAAAUGUUUGUUUUAUUCACCACAUCUAACAAUCCUGAUGUGUGGAUCCCUGCAUACAAGGAUUCGCGUUGGAAUUGUCUGUUUUUUGUUGUAUUUGUGCUAUUGGGGGUUUACUUUCUCACGAAUCUGAUUCUUGCUGUUGUAUAUGAUAGCUUCAAAGGUCAGCUCGUGAAACAAGUUGCUGAGAUGGACUCUACAAGGAAGAGGAUAUUGGAGAAAGCAUUCAGUAUUAUUGAUAGAGAUAACUGUGGGUUUCUUGACAAAGAGCAAUGCAUUAAGCUGUUUGAGGAGCUGAACAGAUACAGGUCCUUGCCAAAAAUCUCUAAGGAGGAAUUUGAGCUAAUAUUUGAUGAGCUGGAUGAUAGUCGAGAUUUCAAGAUUAACAAGGAUGAAUUUGCCGAAAUUUGCAAUGCUAUUGCGUUGAGAUUCCAAAAGGAGCCUCCUGUAUCUUGUCUUGAGAACUAUCCAAUUUACCAUUCACCUACAUCUGAAAAGUUGAAAGCCUUUGUUCAGAGCAACACAUUUGAAUACAUAAUCGCUUUCUUUCUCAUGCUUAAUCUAGUUGCUGUCAUUAUUGAAACGACGCUUGAUAUAAAGAACAGCUCUGCUCAGAAGAUUUGGCAAGAGGUUGAGUUUGUGUUUGGCUGGAUUUAUGUCUUGGAAAUGGCUUUAAAAAUUUAUGCUCUUGGGUUUCACAAUUACUGGUUAGAGGGUCAAAAUCGCUUUGAUUUUAUCGUCACAUGGAUAAUAGUUGUUGGAGAAACUGCAACUUUCUUCUCCCCACAUGGCCUUCCUUUUCUUUCGAAUGGGGAAUGGAUUCGUUACCUUCUCAUUGCAAGAUUGCUGCGAUUAAUAAGGCUUUUGAUGCAUGUAAAGCGUUGCAGAGCUUUUGUUGCAACAUUUUUAUCCCUCAUUCCAAGUUUGAUGCCGUACCUUGGAACUAUCUUUUGUGUGCUAUGCAUCUAUUGCUCUCUUGGUUUACAGAUCUUUGGUGGGAUCGUCAACUCUGGAAAUACUAAUUUGGAAGGAACAGAUCUGUAUGAAAAUGACUAUUUACUUUUCAAUUUUAAUGACUACCCAAAUGGGAUGGUGACGCUUUUCAAUUUGCUAGUGAUGAACAACUGGCAAGUGUGGAUGGAGGGCUACAAAGAAUUGACAGGAACCUCUUGGUCUAUUACAUACUUCGUCAGCUUUUACCUUAUAACAGUGGUGCUGCUUUUGAAUCUGGUCGUAGCUUUUGUUUUGGAGGCAUUUUUUGCAGAGAUGGAACUUGAAACCGGAAAUGAAUGUGAUCAGGUUGGCAAGGAAGCAGGGAGGAAGGGCAGGCCACGAUAUGUUGGGUCAAAAACACGGAGUCAAAGGGUUGAUGCUCUUCUUCAUCAUAUGUUGAGUGCAGAGCUAAGUCAAACUCAAUGCCCCAAUCCUUAGGCUUUACUCACGCUUGUUUUCUGGUGGCUACUUGAAUCAAUGUGUGCUCCUAAUCUUUAUCUUGGCCAUGUUAUUUCUUAGCAUACUGGCUGUAUCACUGAAACAGCGAUAGAUAAAGAAUAACAAUUUACUUUUAUGUAAAUGUGCAUAUGUAAUUUUCUUCCUGUGAUGGAGCUUUCUACUCCUUCAUUUGUAUCAUAUUAUUUGAUGGGCAUGUAGUUUCUGUGUAUGGCGACGUUAAAAAGAAACAGUUUGGGUGUU